AUGGCAGGUUUCAAGCGAGGGUAUGAUGGAAAAAUUGCUGGAUUAUAUGACCUGGAUAAAACUUUGGGCAGAGGUCACUUUGCUGUAGUAAAACUUGCCCGGCAUGUUUUUACAGGUGAAAAGGUAGCAGUGAAAGUCAUUGACAAGACCAAACUGGACACUCUAGCCACUGGUCACCUUUUCCAAGAAGUUAGAUGCAUGAAACUAGUGCAGCAUCCUAAUAUCGUCCGUCUUUAUGAAGUAAUUGACACCCAGACCAAACUUUACCUUAUCCUAGAGCUUGGGGAUGGAGGAGAUAUGUUUGAUUACAUAAUGAAACACGAAGAGGGGCUUAAUGAAGACCUGGCUAAGAAGUACUUUGCUCAGAUAGUUCAUGCUAUAUCUUACUGCCAUAAACUACAUGUAGUUCAUAGAGACUUAAAACCAGAGAAUGUGGUCUUCUUUGAAAAACAAGGACUUGUGAAAUUGACAGACUUUGGUUUCAGCAACAAAUUUCAGCCUGGAAAGAAGCUCACCACAAGUUGUGGAUCUCUUGCAUAUUCUGCUCCAGAAAUUCUACUUGGAGAUGAGUAUGAUGCACCUGCAGUAGAUAUAUGGAGUUUGGGAGUCAUCCUUUUCAUGUUGGUUUGUGGCCAGCCACCAUUCCAAGAGGCAAAUGAUAGUGAAACCUUGACUAUGAUCAUGGACUGCAAAUAUACAGUUCCGUCUCAUGUAUCCAAAGAAUGUAAAGACCUGAUUACACGAAUGUUGCAGAGGGACCCAAAGCGAAGAGCCUCUUUAGAGGAAAUUGAAAACCAUCCAUGGCUUCUAGGGGUUGACCCAUCCCCUGCCACAAAGUACAACAUCCCUCUCGUGUCGUACAAAAACCUCUCCGAAGAGGAACAUAACAGUAUAAUACAGCGCAUGGUCCUUGGUGAUAUAGCUGAUCGAGAUACAAUUGUGGAGGCUCUGGAAACUAACAAGUACAAUCACAUCACAGCUACUUACUUCUUGCUGGCUGAGAGGAUCCUGAGAGAAAAACAAGAGAAAGAAAUACAAACCCGAUCUGCUAGCCCUAGCAACAUCAAAGCCCAGUUUAGGCAGUCGUGGCCAACCAGAAUUGAUGUACCCCAGGACCUCGAAGACGACCUCACAGCUACUCCUCUGUCCCACGCAACUGUUCCUCAGUCUCCAGCUCGCACGGCCGACAGCGUCCUUAAUGGCCACCGGAAUAAAGCGCUGGGCGACACGGGGAAGAAAGAGGAUCUCCCCGAACUAGCUGGGCCAGCGCUCUCCGUGGUCCCGUCAGUGAGCUUAAAACCCACCACUAGCGGGCGGAAGUGUCUCUUCAGGGUAGAGGAAGACGAGGAGGAGGAAGAGGAGGACAAGAAACCCAUGUCCCUCUCCACUCAAGUGGUUUUACGGCGGAAGCCGUCCGUGACCAACAGACUGACUUCCAGGAAGAGCGCGCCGGUCCUCAAUCAGAUCUUUGAAGAAGGGGAGUCGGAUGAUGAAUUCGACAUGGAUGAAAACUUGCCUCCCAAACUGAGCAGGCUAAAAAUGAACAUCGCCUCCCCCGGGACAGUUCACAAACGGUACCACCGCCGGAAAAGCCAGGGCCGAGGGUCCAGUUGCAGCAGCUCGGAAACGAGCGACGACGACUCGGAGAGCAGGAGGCGCCUGGAUAAAGACAGCGGGUUCACGUACUCGUGGCACAGGCGGGACAGCAGCGAAGGGCCCCCCGGGAACCAGGGGGACGGCGGCGGCCAGAGCAAGCCGAGCAACGCCAACGGAGGCGUGGACAAAACCAGCCCGAGCGACAACAACAAAGGCGGGGGGAGCCCCUCCGGCAGCUCCGGGGGCAGCACGAACAACACGUCCGGCACCACCCGGCGCUGCGCCGGGCCCGCAAACGCCAUGCAGUUGUCGACCCGCAGUGCCGGGGAGCUGGUCGAAAGCCUUAAACUGAUGAGCCUCUGCCUCGGCUCACAGCUUCACGGCAGCACGAGGUACAUUAUCGAUCCUCAAAACAAUCUGUCGUUUUCCAGCGUGAAAGUCCAAGAGAAGUCCACGUGGAAAAUGUGCAUCGGUUCCACCGGGAAUGCCAACCGGGCGCCGGCUCUGGGCGGCAUAAAGUUCUUCUCUGACCACAUGGCGGACGCCGCAAGUGGGUUGGAACGGAUAAAGAGCAAGAACUUGAGAAACAACGUGCUACAACUACCUCUCUGUGAAAAGACGAUAUCUGUGAACAUUCAGCGGAAUCCCAAGGAGGGGCUGCUGUGUACCUCCAGUCAGACCAGUUGUUGUCAAGUCAUUUGACAGGGACUUGACUGAGUAGCUGAAUCUACCGUACUUGACAACACCAUUCUUCCUGUUCAGAGCUGUGAACACCUUAUUUCACUGUAUUUCCCCCCACCCGCCGCCCCCAACCCCCUUUUGUUGUCUUAAUAUUUUAAAGUGGGCUUUAUGAGCAGUUAUUUAUUACAUUUUAAUUUGUUUGCUUGAUGAGGUGACAACGCAUGGUCCUUGUGCAUGCUGCUAGCCAAUUCACUUUUCUUUUCCAACAGAAUAGUCUCUAUUUUAUUGUGUAAUUUCUACCUUUAUAAUUUUAAUAUGAAAGAUCUGGAUUAAAGAAAUUAAAAAAAUGUAUAUCUGGAGCCUAUUGUAAAUGGAGCACUUAGAAGUUUCAUGUUCUGCACUUAAUCUAGAGAAAACGCUUCUGUUUCCUGGUGAAAUGUUCAUUCUUGUUCUGACCUUCUGUGAUUUGGAAACUCUGUGAUCUGUGGCUACUUCUUUGUGUCUGAAACUGAACCAAAGCAAUAAUGUUUUGAUGCUGAAAACUCUCGAGGGAGCUUUCAGAUGUUCCAAGGCUUGUACAAAGCAAAGAUGCACUGAAAAUUAGUGAUCUCAUUCACACUCUGAUUUAACCCACACCUGUUUGUCUUAAGCUACGUACGAGACGGAUAAAAUUGUGGCUCAAAAGCAAGCCGAAAAGAUUCCGUUGUCUUGGCAGUAGGUGAGCUAAAGAAGCUAGAUGUGUCAGGCAGCUUCUCCCCACCUCCCCAACCUCCUUCCGAGUAAUGUGUCAAAUGCUAUGAGCAGACAAUCUUAUUUUUGUAAUGUGACAAAAAAAGAAGUCUUAACCUUACGUCUGGGAGUUUACAAUCUUGACAGAAGAGUCAAAGAUGGGGAAUUGCUUCCAUCAGCACGCCACAGGGUUCCUCUCGACAAAAAUAUUUGAAUGUUUAUGAUAAAUAGAACCCUUAGAUUUAGACUUCAGGCAGCAAUUAAAGGCUUUUCGAAACUGGGGUACAGCUUUUCGUUGGGAUAACACUUGUGGUAGUGUAAAAUAGGAAGGACUCUGGCUCUAGGGAGGGAUUUCUAAGGGAUCAUGGUCUAUUCCUGUUUUUACCAGGUCCUGGUCCUUCCAUUCCGUUCUGUUCUCUAACUCUGUCUUCUUUGAAAAUUUGGCGAGUUUUUGAAACCCGCCGGAAGAAAAAAAAAUCCCUUUCUACGUGCUUCAGUGCUAGAGGCUUUUGUGUUUUAGCUCCGUCUCCUUGCCAAAGUAACGACAGUAAGGGGACGUUUGCUUUCAGCUCUUCCAGGACAAAGACUACUUUUGACCAGGUAACUAACCUCUGUGGCAUUUUGUUAAUGUAGAAUCUCGAAUUUUGGAGUGGGCAAGAGUGGCAUUUUUUUCAUGCUGGGCACUUGGGAAGGGGGCGGUCUUAAGAGCAAGGCGCCGGAAACGGUGGCGAGGGGACGGGGCAGCACCCAGACAGGCGGAGGAUUGGCUGAGGGCGUUCGUUUACACUGUUGAGCAUCUUGGAACAGGUCUGAAAUGAUCAACUACACUGCAUUUCUCGAGUACACACACUGAUUCUGCUACCAUUAGAAUAGGCUAUUUUACUCCGAUUUCUGAAUUGCACAGUAUACUUACUCAACCAAGUAAAUGAUCAUUAACUCACGUAUUUUAUUUUCUAGACCUAGAUAAGUUUGAAGCUACAGCUCUAGUUCAGUGUGAUAUUCAUAAAAUGGAAAGCUACAAGAAUAGAUGUGUGGGUGAAGCCAUAGAACAUAUUUGCUGGAAAUUCUUGAGCAGGGAUCUUAAAAAAGGGCCAGAAAUAAGAUGUGUGGUUCACAUUCGGUAGUGAGCGUAACAUCUGUAUUAAGUAGGAGAGAAGUUUAUAAAGGGCAUUGGCAAUAAAGUAUUUGUUGCAGCUGUUUUUUCCAAGUAUUGUAAAUACUUUUUCCUGUGAUUUAUGUACAGCCUUGGAAUGGCACCUUUUAACUAACCCCAUGUGUAUUUUGUUUCAGAUGGUUUUUAUAUACAAAUGUCUAUAUGGUGCUCACUUUAGAAACAGCAGUGUUGACCAUUUAUGCUGCAUAGCUGUAUAAUAGCCUUAUUAGUUGUGGAUGGUUGGUUGAACCUCUGAUGUACAAAUGUUAGUCUGAGUGUUGUCUUUUUCCAUUUGUUCAUAGGUGAAUGAUUGUGCAUGUGCUGUAUGUCUUAGUAUGUCGUCACGUAAAAGGGAGGGAGAGAAUAACCAUGACAUUAAGAUAAUAUUGGACCAAACUAUUUACUUGCUCUAAACUGUUUCUUGUACCCCUUAAUCUGUCUUUAAAAGUUGCAUAUAGUUACAGUAGUGUAUAAAUUAAAUAUUGUGGAAAAACAAUUAGUCUUGUAUUUUUCUGUAUGUGUGUGUAUAUAUAAAAUUAUGUACCUCUAGCAAUUCUCUAACUGUAUUUAAGAUGUGACAAUCUUGACAGAAUUUUAAGACUAGCCGUGAACAUGAACAGAUCUAGUGAAACAGAAUUGAACUCGAGAUUUUUUUUUUCCCCACCAAGCAAGAAUCGCUGAGUGUUAAGAGGGUACAGGAAUAUCAGCUGAUCUUGUCAGUUGCUUCCAGCGCUGUUUGACUUUCUUCAUGUAUAAACAUUCACAAAUGUGUGACAGAAAUGGAAAAAAAAAUUCAACUAAUAAAAAUGACAUCUUGGUGUUCGACACAUAAA
Messenger RNA from Ornithorhynchus anatinus (platypus), 4992 nucleotides. RefSeq names its product SNF related kinase (gene SNRK). Gene Ontology annotation, molecular function: protein serine/threonine kinase activity; tau-protein kinase activity; ATP binding. Bases 1 to 2298 code for a protein of 765 amino acids. Gene Ontology annotation, cellular component: cytoplasm. Gene Ontology annotation, biological process: microtubule cytoskeleton organization; protein phosphorylation; intracellular signal transduction. NCBI's taxonomy places the organism in Eukaryota, Metazoa, Chordata, Mammalia, Monotremata, Ornithorhynchidae. The record is from RefSeq and is a predicted model, not a curated record. The transcript is spliced from 5 exons.